UGGCAAAUCGAACAUGUGAGGACCAAGUAUUUCCAGAGCAACACCUCAUAAUGCCUCAGCAAACCCAGAUGAGUACAGGAUGAACAUAUGCUGAUCUGCCUCACCUCCUAAAAAACAGCUGAAGCUUAAUGAGCUUGAUUAGUCUGACCAUUGAAAGGCAGAAACUGGUUUUAAAAGUGUUAUCUUCAGUGACUUGCGUGGAGACACUCAAUGCAUGAGGACGAGCGCUGAAGUGGAGGGUGAGUACUUCCUGAUCAGGUACCACUCACAUCCAUUCUGUGCAGGAACUGAUGAAGAUUUGCACUGGGUGAUACAGUGCACUGAGUAUUUUCGUGCCUCAAUACCAAGUCUGAGAUUUGGUUCUAGCAAGCCACCAGUCAUUCAGAUAUGUAAUUCUUCUUUUCAAAUAGCCUUAGUUUGCAAAUCAAGAGGAAGUCUUGCAGACUAAGUUUCUGGUGAGGCUUUCACCUUUUGCUGACAGUUGCUGGCCUUAGAUACCCGGAAUAGUUCUCCUCUUCUGCAGAAAUGAGGAAGUGCUAAUACUUGCAGGGAUUAGCAAGAUUAACUCUUUGGGUUUGGUUUUGUUUCCCCCCCUCUUUCCCCCCAUAAUAGUGCAGAAGAAUAGCUUAAGUGGGAUCACCAUUCUGCCUGUCUUAGCCAGCUCAUCACCACCCAACUCUGAGCAAUCUGCAGCAGUUUCACUUGCGGAUAUGCUCCCAUGAACUUCCCUGGAUUCUCACUCUCUCCCUGUGCAACAUGAUUCAUUCUAGUUCACAUGCUGGUUCAGCAAAUCUUUUUAACAACCUAAUCCUGCAGCCCUUGAAAUGAAUAGCAAAGCACCUCCUGACUUGCAUGAGGAACAAUGUCUUCGUUUGGUUUGCUAUAAUUGUUAUUUUGAGAUGAGCUGACUAACCCAGGAUGACCUCAGGAGAGCUCUGUCUAUUCAGUAGCCCGAACUUCACACGGAUAGGGCUCUGCAAGCUAUGCUGUGCCACGUUGCUCACGCCCCAGACCAGCCCUGUCAGCAGCUCCGAUAGUUACAAAACCGGGAACUUCCCUGUGAAAAUGAAAUGGUGCAGAUAACGGCAACUUUUUGGAGAGUCAAUAAAAGUCACGGCCGGGUCAUGACAGCUCCGUGGCUACAGUCGUGGCUACAGUCAUGGCUACAGUCAACCCAAAUCCUCGGACCAGGCUGCCGGCAGAGGAAGAGCUGGGCCGGUACCCGGCUGCCUGGCUGGAGCGGGGCUGCCCGGUCCCGGUGGAACCCAGCGGCCUCCAGGGCAGCAGGUACCGGAGCAGAGCCCGCCCGCCCGGCGCUCACCCAGAGCACAGGAAGAGGCGCUGGGGAAACCGAAACUCAGCGGCCGCUCGGCUCCGCUGCGCCCCGCCCCGCGCCGGGCCAUGGCUGCCGCGGUGCCCCUAGGGCGGCUGCUGGGCGCGGUGGAGCUGAGCUGCGCCUGCUGCCUGCAGCACUUCGCGAAGCCGGUGCGGCUCCCGGGCUGCGGCCACAGCUUCUGCCAGCGCUGCAUCCUCCAGUACUGCAAGGGGAGGCAGCGCGCCGCCUGCCCGCUCUGCCGGGAGGACUUCGAGCGGAAGGACCUGCGGCCCAACCGGGAGCUGGCCGCUUUGGUGAACCUCAUCCGGCAGGAGGUAAAGGAAGAGUUGGAAGCACAGGAUGACCCGAACCCCUCCGCAGCUGUUGCCUGCAACGACCAGAGCUCGGCGGGACGGCGACAUGGGGACAAGGAGGAAGAGAUACAGGACAUCUCGAAGGAACUGGAGGUGACUAUAGAGACCAUCCAUCUCUUGAGGGAAGAGCUCAGUAAAACAAAGGAAUAUACGUCUCAGAUCAAAAGCCAGAUUACAAGAGAUUUCAGUUGCAUGAAGGAAUAUGUUGAAAGACAGGAAAGAAACACACUGAUGUUCAUUGAACAAGAGCAAAAAGCAGCUCAACAAAAAAUUGAAGAGACUAUUGACCAGCUCUGCAUUGAAGUGAAUAGGCUCACAGACAUCACAGCCCAAACAAGCACCCUGCCUGAGAAACAUAGGUACAAAGACUUGUCUUCAACAAUGGAUAAAAUUACAUUUGAUGAGAAACUUAAUGUUGUCAAAAGUGCUGUAGAAUUUCUUAAGAGAAAGUUGGAAAUUUUGCUUUUGGAGAAAUACCCUGAGCAGUUCCCACCAGUGCAACCUCCAGACUUAUGUCAGGAGACAACUGAGUGCUCCUUAUCUCCAGAGUCUGCAGCUAAAAAUCCAGAACCAGUGAAUUCAAGCCGUUUUUCCCAAUGGGCAGAUGAUGUGACUUUUGAUCUCACAAGAGCCUAUGAGCGCUUAGCAAUCACAGCCCAGAACAGGAAAGUCAUGGUUUCCAGCCACCCGACUGACUAUGGACCAUCGCCCAACAGAUUCUGCAUCAGCCAAGUGAUGUGUUCGCAGAGCUUCUCUAUUGGGUGCCACUACUGGGAAGUAGUUACCAAGGACAGUGAUGGAUGGGCUGUUGGAGUUGCUCAUAAAAUGAUUGGUAAAAGGGAAAAAUUAGGAAGAACAGAGCAUUCCUGGUGUGUGGAAUGGCUAGGCCCCAAAAAGCAGCUGUCAGCGUGGCACAGGGAUCAAGAAACAUUAUUAGACAAAGAUAAACCACUGAAGGUUGGAGUUUUCCUGGAGCUACAGAAGAAGACCGUGUCAUUUUAUUCCAUCACUGACAAAGAAAUGCUUUUGCAUACUUUUGAAAUCAGUACCUCAAAUCCUCUUUACCCUGCUUUCUGGAUAUAUGGCUUAGAAAGAAAUGGAUCUUUAACUAUAAGUCACACAAACGGGACAUAAAAACCUGUUCAGAAAAGUGACAGUUUUGCCUCUAAGUGCAGAGCUUCUCUAUAGGCUUCAGUGUUUAGCACAGGAAUUUACCAAGGAGUGUGUAGCCACCAAGGCUUUCCUGGGAAUUAGUAACUGAUCUGUUCUCUGCUCUGUUCUUCAUGCUGUGCUCAGAUCUAGCCAUACUUCAUCAAAGCAAUUCCAGUGUAUGCUAAAAGUAGUAAUCAUGCCUGUGGGAGCAAAGUGGAUCUCUUAAGCAGCUCUAAGUACUCUCAGGAUAUUUCUAGGAAGGAAUGCACCAAGGAAGCUCUGAGGCUGAGGAUAAGCCCUUCCCAUGGUCUUUGUUUUCCUACAUUGAUCCAAAUAAAUUACAGGAGAACAGAUGAUGCUAUGACAUUCUGUCAAGUGAGCUUUCUUUAGAAAGAUCUGAUUGAGUAAGGAAUGCUGAAAGGAAAGAAUGUCAGUGAUCUCAUGCAUGAAAAUCUUUCUCUUUAGGGUAGGCACUAAACUACAGGAAACAGGCUUUGUAUUUGAGGACCUGACGUUUCAGAGAGGUGUCCCAGAAGAACCUUGUCGACCAGCAUCUUUUUUUAGCCCUGCUCAGGCCAAAGUGUUGUCAGUCCUGGUGGUGGUGUGAGCACGGGAAUGGUCACACCACCAUUGAAGCAGAUGUUUUCAAAUGUGUUUGUACCAGCUAAUCAUGCCGUCAUGUUACUGCACUUUUACAGAGCCAGCGAACAGGAGUGUGUCAUGGAAAGGACAAUCUUUUCUUGCCAGGGAGCCUGAGGAAACAAGAGGUUCUAUGAGUUUCCUUGCCAGCAUACAGCAAUGUUUCUGCCCUGGUCUGUCACACCUUUCUAGGUGUAGGGACAUCCUGCAAAACCUCCUGACAGCUGAACUUCUGCGAGUUCCACUGCUUCAUGCAGGCAAACUGAUGACAGUUCCCAGGAAGCAAAAGCUUUUUCAGGAAAAAAUUCAGCAUUCCAGGAUGAACGAAAUAAGGAUUUUAAUGUGAAUAAAGCAUGUUGGAAUUCAGCUAGCUCAUUUAGCCAAAUGGCUUUUUAAGUCAUUGACAAAACUGCUGGUCAUCUUCAAGGUUAUUCUCCUUUGCUGUCCCUGAACACUCUGAAAGC
Molecule: messenger RNA, 3944 nt
Organism: Strigops habroptila (Kakapo)
Lineage: Eukaryota; Metazoa; Chordata; Aves; Psittaciformes; Psittacidae
Gene: RNF135
Product: ring finger protein 135
Exons: 6
Coding region: 1402-2823 (473 amino acids)
Molecular function (GO): protein binding
Source: RefSeq, a predicted model, not a curated record